This is a messenger RNA of Ilex paraguariensis (yerba mate), 399 nucleotides long. The record is from the annotation of a GenBank genome assembly. NCBI's taxonomy places the organism in Eukaryota, Viridiplantae, Streptophyta, Magnoliopsida, Aquifoliales, Aquifoliaceae.
AUGGCUUAUGGCAUAGAGCUGGGUGAAGGGAGUGAAAGAACUACCAAUGUAGAGCCUAUAUUUCAAGUCCAUGGUGAUGAGUAUGAAGCUACCAAUGCAGAAGUGAAAGCUUCACAAAAAUUGGUGAAGGCAAAGCGCCAAGAAAUAGAUUCAGUACAAUCUAUGAUCAACAAAGUGAAGAAUGCCAUUUCUAUUGAAGGUAUUGAUGCCCUGAUUCUAAGGAAAGAGUUGGAUUGCCUUAAAGACAAGGUUUCAAAAGCUGAAGCAGCUGCUGUACUAGGGGGGGGGGAGAAAUAUGAAGAUGAAAGUAAGAGGCUAAAGGAAUUGCAAGCUCAAUUUAGGGCUGCCGAUGACAUUCUUCAACAAGCAUACUCGCAUUUCUUGAGUUUGAGAGCAUAA